Messenger RNA from Anopheles stephensi (Asian malaria mosquito), 9310 nucleotides. RefSeq lists its product as uncharacterized. The coding region runs from base 3265 to 4233 and encodes 322 amino acids. Gene Ontology annotation, biological process: lipid metabolic process. The transcript has 6 exons. NCBI's taxonomy places the organism in Eukaryota, Metazoa, Arthropoda, Insecta, Diptera, Culicidae. Gene Ontology annotation, cellular component: membrane. The record is from RefSeq and is a predicted model, not a curated record. Gene Ontology annotation, molecular function: oxidoreductase activity, acting on the CH-CH group of donors.
UCGAGCCACCUGCAACACUCUCGAACGUUUUGUGAUGUGAAAAGAUAAUUAUUUUUCCCAUUUCUGUGUUCUGUUCGAAUCCUGCUUCGAGAAGGAUUUUUUCGCUUCUCGGCGGGUCUGAUCAUGGUCUGUCUGGCUAACCUUCAUUUUUUUCCAAGUCCCUUUCGAACAUCAAAGAACAAAGUACAGUGAGCAGAGGCAACUUCUGGGGUAGGGAGGUGUUGUGAGGGUGGUUUUUGUUUUUCCGUUUUUUUCCCACCUUGCAGCACGGAAUAGUAAGGAGCGCGCGCGAUUUCUCUCGUUUAUUAGCUCGCCUACUGUGCGUGUAUUUGUUGCGUGUGUGUGUGUGUUGGUGCGCCUUCUGUCAUCCAUCUUUUCGCAGGACCACACGCUCUUUUCGCAAUGUUCGCUCUCUUUUAUCACGUUUUUUCCCUCGUUGCGGUGUGUUUCCCCACAGCACACAGUGAGACUGUGAAGGCUUUAACGAUGCGUGGCGAAUGUCUGGUGGUGUCACUACAUAAGAAUCGUAUUUUUACCAUUUACAUUCUUUUUUUAAAUGCGUUCUAUUUCACUGUAACUGUAAAUGCAAAAUUAUCAAUUUAAUGUGCGUUUUAUUUAGAUUUAAACCUGUAAUCAACACCGGAAAACAGGCCCCAAACACACACACUCAUCACUAUCCUGGCACAAUCAAUCAGCCCCGAAAGCAAGCUGUUGAUGUGAAAGUGUUACCGUACACGCGAUCUGUCGGUUCGGGGUUUUGUCAAAACAUAGCAUUUUGUGGCCCCCUGGGUACACCGCCGCCCGUUCCCAAAGCACGUGGAGCGAUGGAGGCGCCUGGUGGUUGUUGCUAUUUUACGAGCAAAAUCCGGAUAAACGCCCACCCUCCGUGCUCCAUGCUACCCAACAACACAGAACACGCAACGUACAAAUUUUUGGGUGAAAGGAUCUAUCCCCUCCCCCCUAAAAUUUUUCCCACCAACCCAAUGCAACCAGUGUGUGUUUUCGGCCGUGUGAGCGCCAUCAAAGGGAAAUAGGGUUGUAAAAAUAGUACACCAUUCACAGGGAGGCACUAACACACACACGCAAAAGGCCACACACACACACACACGAGCUGUGUGCCGUAUUUGUGGCUACCGCCUUCCCCCAGUCUAUCGGUCAAACUCCCAUCGAACGUCGAAUGACCGCCAGGAAGAGUGAAUAAUAGAAUUAUUGUGCGGAAACUAAUUUAAAUUGACCGGUCAUGGCAGCUUCCGGUUUAGGUGGGGCGGGUUGGAAAAGUGGACGGUUAGCGGGUGCGAAAAAGUGUAGCAAAAUAAUAGUUUCAAGAGAGAUCGAAAACGGGGGCAAGUGAGUGGUAGUUUUUACCCGCGUGGUAGGAUCCUGGGAGGACUUUUGAAAUUCGUCCAAUUUUUUUGGGUAUUUGGCUGUGUGUGUGUUUGUGUGCGAGCCCGGAAAGGACGGAGUAAAACUUUUCCACCCAAAACUUGAUGGGAAAUUAAUUCAAUAAAACGGCAUCAUUCGUUUUGUGGCACUGUGGCGUUCGGCGCUUGGAACGGAUAAAUUGGGGACGGUGUUCGUGGGCGCCCGGCCCUAGCUAUUCGGGGGGUUUGAAUUGAAUUUAAUUCGACACCGGUGAACAACGUGUUAGCUCCUGUUUCUUUUUUGAAAUAAAAAAUAUAGGAAAAUGUUUUUUUUUUCCAUAGAGAUCUAGCGAGAAUUGCAAUUUAAAAGCAAGGGAAUUGAAGAUUAAAUAAACCAAGCAAAACAGCAGCGCUCGUGAAGCGAUCACACUCGGACGCUUCGAAACGGCCCCAUUUGAAGCCUUUACAUGGGGCUCGCUUGGCUGCCCCAGCAUUCCACGACUCCAGACACGAGACCACAUGCAGAGUGCAAUUUACGUGCAAUGCACAUCGGCCAGGAGGCUCUCGUAUGGAAAUGGUUCCAUUUUAGAUUUUAAUUAGACUCCGAUCGAUCGCCGCUGUGCUUGGGCAGGUUGGUCCAGGUUGUAGGUGUUCGAAGUGGAAGGAGGAGGAGGCACGUUUCCGAAGGCCACCCAUCGCGAACGGUAGAUUGAAGUCGAUUCCCUACCAGGCCGGACAGUGUGACAACGGCUCCCAUGGUGAGGGAACGAUUUUCGAUUUUCCCCCGCAGUUUAAUGGUGUUUCAGUUUGGGGGAAAUCGUUAUUUUAUUACCUAUUUGCUUCAUGUUUCGAAAGCAUCCAUGUGUGUCGUCCUUGUGUGCAAUAAGACAAGAAAAAAAACACAUAAACCUUAUCAUCGUUUAGCUGUGAAGGAAAGUUGUGCAGAACAUCACGUACACGGGCCGGCAGGAUAAAUAUAGUCAACGGUUCGAUUCGGUUCAAGUUUUGCGCAGCUCUGUUUUGGAAAAUACAAAACAAACACACACCCGAGAGAAAAAAAAACGUCUCGAGGAAAAUCGAAACACAUAAUUCGGCACAUACAGGCACGGGCGAUCGAAUCCGUUCAAGCGAUGAAGCGACAAACGGCAACCCGUAUGGAUUGCGUCGCCGUCUUUGGCUGCCAGCGCACGAAAUGAGUCGGAAAUCGGAAAAAUCCCCCAACCCGACCGUCCUGCCACAGCCUCCCCACAGCCUUCCCCGUCCCACCCCGCUCCCGGUGGUAGCUGUUCGAUAGAGAAGAUUUGUUCUCCGUCCACCCGUUUCCAACAUCAUCCUGUGUGCUGUGUUUGGUAAGGAUGGUGAGACAUAAAUAGAUUGCCGAUUGCCGCUGAAGGGGACAGUCCGAAGGGGGCUUGUUGUAGCCGCGUGCGGUGAGAAAACUCACGGAAAACACGGGUAGAAAACAGCCAAACGCUGGCCAGCAGCCAGCGCAAAUCGCACCAAAUGGACGAAAUAGGUGCUGUUCAUGUAGCAGUGAAGUCAGGUGCAGCAGUGUGGUGCCGUGUCGUGUGGUAGUUGGGACAGGGGAGAAGGGUGAUAGUGUGUGAGCGGAAGAGGAAAAAGAAGAUAAAUAGAAGAAGGAGGAAAAAUCAAUCAAACACGUGAGAUCACACCGUAGAUUAGAGAAGUGGACGAGGGAAAAUUGUGAAACGUAUGCUCAUACGACGAGCAGUGAAAAUCGCUACGAAUCGGUGAGCAGUGUGUAUGUGCUAUUCCGAAGGUGAGCCUAAUAAGGGCUAGGAUUUCAAGUUCAAGGUGAAUCCGGCAAGAGCCAGAAUCGACGGAAACGUGUUAUAAUUACAAGUGAAACAGUGCGCGCAGGGGUGAGUGUGUGUGUCUCACGAUGGCCGUGAACGUACUGGACGAGGAUCACUUCGCGAUCAGCGCGAUCGUGACGGUUGUGAUGCAGAUCAUCUUCUUCCUGAUCGCCGCCAUCUUUCAGCUCGACAAGCUGACCGAUUUUGCCGGCGGCGUUAACUUUAUCAUCAUUGCCUUACUGACGUUCUUUCUCGGGCAGAUCGAUCGGGCGCUCAAGCCCUACGAUAGCCGGCAGCUGAUGGUGACGGUGUUCGUGUGCCUCUGGGGAGCUCGGCUAUCCGGCUAUCUGCUCUAUCGGAUCGUGAAAAUCGGACGCGACAAGCAGUUCGAGGACAAUCGGCGCAAUGUGAUCCGGUUCGCCGUCUUCUGGACGUUCCAGGCCGUCUGGGUGUUUGUCGUAUCGCUGCCAGUCAUUAUCAUCAACUCACCGAGACACUCGUACCCGAAAGCACCGAAAACGAUGACGACGCUGGAUUCGGCCGGGACGGGCAUGUUCAUCACGGGACUGCUGGCGGAAACGUAUGCCGAUCUGCAGAAGUUUUCCUUCCGCCAGGACCCGAUCAAUCAGGGCAAGUUUUGCAACGAUGGCCUUUGGAGGAUGUCACGCCACCCGAACUACUUCGGCGAGAUCGUUAUCUGGUGGGGUAUCUUCGUUAUUUCGCUGAACGUCAUCGAGGGCAUCGAAUGGGUCGCUAUCCUGUCGCCGAUCUUUACGACCCUUAUCAUCCUGUUCCUGUCCGGCAUACCGGUCCGGGAACGGUCGGCGGACGAGAAGUAUCGGGAUGACCUCGAGUACCGAAAAUACAAAGCGUGCACAUCGCCCCUCAUACCGAUCCCACCAGCAAUCUAUGCCGAGGUGCCGCGAGCGCUCAAGUUCAUCCUGUGCUGCGAGUUCCCGCUGUACGAUUCGCUCGACAAGCGCCGCAAGGACGAGGGCCCGUUCGCGAUGACCACGUCCAUAUCGGUGGCACAUUCGCACUCGACCCACACCUAGCAAUCGGGUGGAAUGGCUGCAUCGGGACACUACUACCAUUCCUACUCCGGCGGCGGCGGCGGUGGAGGUGGAGGUGGAGGAGCCGGGAGUACGAGCACUUCCAAGGAGCGCAACUCGAUAGGGCGUGUGGCGAGCUACUCCUCAAGCCAUCGUAGUGGUGGCAGUGGUGGUACAGGAACUGCUGGUACUACUGCUGCUGGGGGUGGAACUGGUGAUCGUCGCAACGAACGCUCGAUGUCCUCGCAACAGCAGAAAGAGCACUACCACCGGACGAUCAGCAGUAACAGCGACUUCGAGGACUCGAUCGUCCCGGAUCGCAUCACCUGCAUAUCGGGUGCGGCACAUCCGCAGCAGCAGCAGCAUCACCACUACCACCAUCACCAUCACCAUACGCACCAGCAGCACCACUAUCAGCAGUACCACCAUCUGCCCCAGCAGCAUCUGCAGAAUCUGAUCGGUGACGGUAACAGUUACGCGUCCGGUUCCGCCCAGAUAACCACCAUUUUGUGAUCCCGUCGUGGCAGUUUCGCGUGCGCUUUAGAUUUUGGGCUGCUGUGAUGGCAUUUAGCGGCACUGCCUCACCUCUUUUUUCGCUGUGUAGACAUACAGACAUAUAGGCCUACCUACUAUCGUUAACGUUUGUACAUACGGUGGUUGAGAAACCCUGCUCUGCCAGAGCACCGGGUGUGUUGCAAUGGGGUUUUUGCGCUUCGCUCGUUCGUUCGUGUUUUUUUGUUUGUUUCGCGGUGGCGUUAGUUAAGUGAUGUUAUAUAUUAAGAUAGCAAAAACAGAUGCGUUCAAGAGAUGCUAUAAGCUAGGGGUACGAGGCCGGUUUGUUAAGGUCGUUCAAAAAAAAAUCUCGCUAGUUCCUGUUCAGUCGUCUGUCGAGUUGCGUAGUGAUUUUAGUCGUAGUUUGUCCCUCCUAAACGUAUUCCGUACUACGAUUAGAGAAAUGUUAAAUUGGCACGCGCGUGUUACAAAGCUUCUCUCAAAAGUUUGACGAUAUCUAAAAAAUCCAGAACUUACGUUUGACGAUGGCCGGAAACUUACCUCGGCACAGCACAUAAGUUUGUCAACGAUUGUUAUUCAACUCUGCGCCGAGUAUCAAACGGAAGAAUCUGAGGCUCCUGCAAGUGCUCCCCACCAAACUUUUCUCGGAAUCUCGGAUUCGGCACAAAACGAGCAGCAGCUAACGAUACAACGAAUAAUGAUGACGCUCGUGUGACCUUUCCGUUUGAAGUUCCGUGUUGCGUUUCUGCCCUAUCAUUCGGUGAAUGAGUAGUUGAAUUUUUCCUCUUGGUCUUGAUUUCUUGAGCUUCAUUAUGUCCUGUCGUUUGGAUUGAACUGUAUGCCCAUUUUUAUUUCCAUCCAGCCACCAGUUCACUCACCCGUUUUUCGAGUGGCGUUUUCCUCGCUUCCUUUGCUGCAGUACUCUGAGCACACUAUUGUACUGCAACUAACGAGCUCAUCCAGGGACGGGAAAUGAUGAUGUUGAGCUUUCGUUUCCUGUUCCUAUGCAAACCCAAGCUUCAAGAAAAAUAAAACGCGCAAACCCUAAACAACCGCAUGUGAUUCUUCAAACGCUUCAGAGAGUCGCGUUCGGUGGUGUGUUUGUAGGUAUCAGGGAAUAUUUUCUGGAUCCGAUUCCGACACUUACCGACGCGGCUCGACAAUUCGAAAGCACUUCAAACAGCUAGCGAAUUUCAAAACUAACCAUUCAAAUGGAGACUUCCGCGUUAAACGUUCAAAGCAAGGGUAAAUGUGCUUGAUAACGGUUGAUGAUCCAGUGCGAUUUCAAAGUAAAACCUAACGAAAUAUUUAAAAACAUAUUUGAAAACAUGGAAACUUAUAGUUUGCUAUAGGGAAGAAUAAAACAAAGGUCGAAAUUUGUAUCACCCUAAAGAAAAUUGUUGAACGAAAAAGAUACGGCAAAAUCAUGAAAAAACACAAGAAAAGACAAACAAAGAAGUUUAACAACAUUGAGCUCGUAGUGUUUUAGAAAUUAGAAAAUUACACCAACAACAAAAAAUUCUUCUUAAGCCAUUUACAUAAAGGACCUACUUUAUACCAUUCGCCUUCGUUGGCGAGAGAUUAAAAAAGAGCACAUGUUUUUCACACCACAUUUUCUUCGGGACAGCUACAAUUUUAUGGACCCGACCGGUUCUGGAUUUUAAUGGUCACGAGAUUUUUAUUGCUACAAUCACUCGACAUUGUAGUGCGGUAUAGAACGUAUAUUACCUAUCUUAUCUAUCUCCUUUUUACUACCCUAACAAAACGAAAAAAAAACUCCAACCAAACAAACAAUCUUUACUACUCUUGCUCUAUCUACCUUUCCACACUAGAGGAUAAAGAAUAUAAAGGAAACACGAAGAACUAUAUACAUAUAAAAACCACGUAACAAUUUACACCUCUCUUUCUCUCUCUCUCUCUCUCUCUCUCUCUCUCUCUCGAACCAUAUUAUGGGUCUGCACCAUCCUCUUCAAGUAGAGUAAUGCUAAACGGGCAAGAAACCUUAUACCAAAAUGUAGAACUGAUUAGUAGAAACUCCUAAUAUGAAGCUAUGCUGCCAUCUUCUAAACCUUCUCUCUGGCAGGUUAAGUGAAGGAUAGAAAAUGCAAAUUGAGGAUGCGGGAAAACCCCUGUCUAUUGUAAUAUUAAUAAACCCCUAUCGAAUUUGGUCGUGUUCAGCAAAACAUAAAACAACAAACACCUGUAGUGAGACGUUUCCAAAGACUUAGAGAAUCAAAUGAGCCACUGGGCCAGAUGGUGAGAACUGUUCUAUCUGGCUCUUUUGUUUUGGGUUUGAUUUUCGUUUGACUUUUCUACAAAACUCGUGCACAAGUGUAUACUUAGAACAGGAGAGAAAAAAAUCGAAACACAAACUCAAACAUCUCUGUAACCUUUCACCACCUGUUGGACCUUAACUUUGCUCAAAGCUCUUCAAACAGAUCGUUUCCUUACAGGCGCACCAUGUUUAAGGAAGUUAACCCAAUAGCAAAUUUUUAUCGCAACACUACUAGCCCUUUUUAUCACUCGGAUCGAACGUUUGCAUUGAGGAAAAUAGACUAUCAAAUUCGACGUUCAAGCAUUUUUCCACAAAAAAAUCCACCACCCAGUAUGGAGCGGCCAUACUGAGACCUUGGACAAGAUUUCCUCAAGAAUUCGUCUUCGAAUCUUGGAAGAUCUGAUAGAGGUUUACUGAGGACCUCUUAGUUGAGAGAUCUCUUCGAUCGUCAACUAAUAAGCCACUAAUUUUGAGUGAUUGGACGCACGAACGUCUUCCUCUCAGAAAUGGAUGGAGUUUUUUGUAUAAAAAGGACCAUCCAGUCCAGAACAUUUUUAACCGUCUAGAUGCAUGCUCUGGGGUAUCUUCACACGGCAUGAUCGGGAUUCAAAUCUCAUUUGGGCCGUGACUAUCCAACUAUUUGGUAUCGAUAAGUGUAGUAAGGCUAACAUGGCAGGCAUGACCUUAAGAAAGACGUUAGGCUAAGAAAGAAGAAGAGAUGCUCUGACGUUUGGAUCCAAGUUUUUUUUCCGAAGAAAGAUCCUCGAAAGUAUUUACUGGAUUAAAAGGAUUGUGCAUCACUGUUGGAUGGGCCGAACCUGCCCUCUGAGAGACGUUUUCGCUUAUCUCCAGAAGUGAGAAGAUGUGGUCAGAUCUCGAAGCAGAUAUAGACGGUCCAACUUCCAUUUUCCAUCGGUCUUCACUAAAUUCUUCUGUAGAUAUGGCAAUAGCUGCUCCAAUUCAACUGACACCACGGUAACAGUUUGUCCACACUCUCGGACUUCGGAUGACCGACGAGGACACAGUGCCCUCCCAUGAAAAUCAGUCUAUUUCCCUUCGAUGCAUACGCCUGAGCCUCAUCAUCAAAUUUGAAAAAAUGUCAAUUUUUAUCCCUUAACUUCUUGUUGGUGGCGGACCUGGCGGCGACAAAGAUAUCGAUAACAAAGAAACCAAUAGUAUAAUAUACCCACGCUCAGCAUCACAAACGAGAUAACAAAAAAAAAAACACGAAGCACAAAACACAUCCCACCACCAAUUAGGCUAUGGAACAAAGUACGGAACAAAUUUAUCACACUAUUGUCAGUAGCGGGUAUCGAACGCGAAGAUGGUCGGUUUAAUCAUCUAUUUGAAGAAGCAGAAAAAAGAAACAGGAAAAACGUUGGUUCAAACGUGCGACAUUCACAGCAAAAACAAGUUAACCAAUUAUACUAAAAACAAAACACACAACCACACAAAACGAAACAAGCACGACAAGCAAGCAGAGGAAAACAAAAUGGAGACAACCAAGCGUAGAUAGGAAAGGAGGUAGAGAAAUGGAACAAGCAAGCAAAAGUAUCGACAUGAUAAUCAAACGUGUAAGACCAAUUGAUAAAACAGAGAGAGAAAGAAAGAAGUAAAAGAGAGAAAGGGAAAGCAAUGCAAGAUGGUUAUUUUAAGAAUAUUAACCAAAAAUGGAAAUGAACACAAUGAACCGUUGCAACAGCUCGAGUGCAGUUCAGGCGGAAAACUCCUCCCAAAACAUAAUGGAUUUCAAAGAAAAAACAGAACGUUUAAUGCAACUCGUGAAGUCAAGACAAAAAAAAGCCCAUUUUUAGCGUGUAAGUGAGAGCAUAUAUACAAAAGGAAGCGGAAAGGCGACAUACCGACAUAUAUUUUUAGCAGAAACUAAUUGAAAAGAACAAACAGCAGCAGAGUAGCUAAAACAACAAAACAAACAAACUCACACAUACAAAUCGUGACAAAAAAUCAGUUGAGCUGAAGCAAAACGAACUACACACACGUUAGUAGAUGAAACAAACCGAGGGUGUAACAGUUGAACGAUUGAAGUGCGUAGCAAAUGAGAUGACAGAACAAAACAAAUUCGUACGCAAGAUAACAACAAAUUAAAAGACUUACUACUUAUUAGUAUAGGCGUGGCAAUAUUACUAAAAACAAAAACCAACUAUAUAUAUACAUACAUGCAUAUAUAUACAUAUAAUGAUCAUUGAUUCUUUCAAAAAGAUAUAUGAACGCAACUAACUAGUAAGCAUUAUGUACCUUCGCGCUGUGUACGUGUGACAGCACACACACACA